GGCGGCGGUGGUGCACACGCGCUCUGGCCGGGGGCUCGUGCAAGUCUUUUAGUCAUUUUUUUUCGUACCUCUUACUCCUUCGUUCCUUCGUUGGACUCUCGAUACGGUAGACGUGAGAUUGGUCAUGCCUUCCAGGCCGGUUAGCUAUCCCUCUGUGGAUAUGUUGUAGCGCUGCAUCCACAGAAACCUGCUGUGUAAUAGCAUUUCCCGCCGAUGCAGAUACGAUCUCGGCAGCCGCCAGGGAAACAGAGACGGCUUCUUGCGUUCGGUUUCACGAGAAAAAACCCGACAUUCCGUUGAAUGUCAUCGUCAAUCGAUUCGAUACUGCUUGAGUGGGAUCGUAAUCGUAGCUUCUUUCGGUGAUGAUCGUAGUGCAGUGCAAGUGAAAUCUGCCCUAGUCCAGCAUCGUACCGUUGGCACGAGCACGCACGUGGAUAACGAAUAGUUGGUCGGCUGUAGAGUUGGUUUACGUCCGGUUCACGAGAACAGCACCUUCCUACGGUUUGUGCUAAGGUUGCAUGCAGAUGAAAACCUUCGUAACACACAAGAGGGUGUUUUAUUGAAGUGUCGCGUACACGUGCGUGCUCAAAUGUGGUUUAGUGGAGUGAAUAGGUGAAGAUGAAAUGAUGAAAUCUAUCAAAUCUUCAUCACAUGCUCGUGUUUCAGUUCAAAGUUCAAUGGCAGUUCGAAGAAUGUGUAAAUCAGGACGGUCUAGUGGGGACAGUGAUACUCUUGUGCAAUCAACUUAAUUGAUGGAGUGGUUCCUAUUAAAAAAAACUCGCCACGAAUGUCCGAGUGCACUCGUUUUAAACUCGUUAAUCACCAACGGGAGGUAAUGAGAUUAUAAUUGAGACACAAAAAAAUCUAUCAUCUCGAAAUCUGUCCAAUGACUAGAGAAACGUACGCAUUUAAACUUGGGCGUAUCCUCGGGUGCACACAACACGUUCUUUCAUUCUUCGUCUAGUCUAAGUGCUUGGCGAGAGCAUCAAGGAGUUUCGGUUUCGGUUCAGCAAAACCGGGCUGAUCGAGACGCGCUAGUGGGUCAAGAUGGCCUGCAGUAAAGGCUAUUUUCUAAAGCUAGCCAUCUUCCAACAAUGCUUCCUGUACAUAACACUCGUGGUCCUAGCCACAGGCACAACCAAUACAAGCGAAGACAACCAUUUACUGAUAACCCGCUGCCGAUCAAAUUGUACGUACGACAAACAGUGCUAUCACAAGUGCAUGCGCAACUAUCUAGAAAAUUCUGCAUACAAAAAGUAUGGCGACUGUCCCACCAAUCCGCCCAGCAAGCUCGAUACGAUUUGUCUAAACACGUGCGAUGGUUUAGAUUAUAAAUGUCCUGGCGUGGAGAAGUGCUGUGCACACUCGUGCGGUCAAAGCUGCCAAAGUCCGCAGAAUCUGGACAAGGUAAAAGGAUUACCACCGGUGCCAGUUCACGCGAUGCUGCUCGACAAAGGAGUUCAGUAUCGCACGGCGGAAAUACAGUGGGAUAUGAAGCCGGAACAAGAACAACCGAGUCCGACGUACUACAUAGUGGAGUCGAGGUACCAUAUUGGCACCAGCUACACCGAUCACAGGAUGGAAAAUGACUGGCAGCUCCAUCCGCUCACCAGUUUCAUGCAGGAAGAUUUGGGAAACUUGAAACGAUAUACCUGCGAACUUAAACUUAAACCAGGUCGCUGGUACCAGGUGCGUGUUGCGGCCAUAAAUUCAAUGGGAACCCGUGGAUACUCCCUGGCAUCGAAGCCGUUUCAACUGAGCAAAAAACCAAAUCCACCACAAGCACCGAAAAGCUUGAUCAUCGAAUCAUUGGAGCAGAACGAGAACGGAACGUAUGACUGCCGGGUCUCCUGGAGCCUUUCCCGGUCGGAUCUGCCGGUGGAGAAGUACAAACUGAGCUGGAGUCUGUAUCUCAAUGCCACCAACAACCGGUCUCGGACGGAUAACUCUUCACUUUUCAAGGAAAUGGCAACGAUAUCCGCCCCCACCCGUUACUAUGACAUUCGUGGAUUGCAGCCGAACCGAUUCUACUAUCUGCAAAUACAAGCGAUCAGUGUGUACGGUAGAAAACGGCUCAAAUCAGCGGCGAAUCAUCAGUUGGUCAACACUUCUACCGUUGUGGAUAAGGGAAAAGCAAUUAACUUAGACAACCUGUUAAUGGGAGAUGCGGGAUACCGGAAACCAAAGACUUAUCCUACCCUCAAGGAUGGUAUGUCCACCGUAUCGAAUGGCAAUGGAGCGAUUCGAAACAUGGGCUCCAGCAGCGGCGCUACCAUGCGUUAUCAUUUUCGCAUACAAAAAUCGGGCCUUGCAGUACGGCUUACCUGGUCUGCCAAGGGCUAUGGACGUUACCGGGUGCAAAUCUGUCGUGGCAAUCGCGACUGUCUGACUGUGGCCCGAAACGGUGGCGGAGGAAGCAGCAGCAGCAGUAGUGUACGGUCCUACAACGACUAUCUUCUUUGGCACGAUGUCGUUUCGCGUCGCAACACGUACGAGUUCGGUAAGCUCGACUUUGAUACGCGCUACUCUGUGGGUGUUCGAAUAGGACACCGGCGGAAUCCGGGAUACGAUAUUGUGCGGUCGUUUGUUACACCUAAAUGUGAGCAUUUUCGGGAUCAGAAUCAAACCCAUACGCUAGCAAUGGGAUGCUCAGUUUAGGUUAACCAACCUUUACGAAACAUAUUCGCUUGCCGUUCUACUAUUGGAUUCCUAAUGUUAUGCAAAUGAUUGUAGUACAAUGCGUGAUGUAGUUGGACGAUAAUAAACAUAAUUGCGUUUAGUUUUAACGUAGCCAAC
This is a messenger RNA of Anopheles darlingi, 2796 nucleotides long. RefSeq names its product anosmin-1 (gene Kal1). The transcript is spliced from 5 exons. Gene Ontology annotation, biological process: neuron differentiation. The coding region runs from base 1048 to 2658 and encodes 536 amino acids. The record is from RefSeq and is a predicted model, not a curated record. Gene Ontology annotation, molecular function: protein binding; peptidase inhibitor activity. Gene Ontology annotation, cellular component: extracellular region; cell surface. Lineage: Eukaryota; Metazoa; Arthropoda; Insecta; Diptera; Culicidae.